Messenger RNA from Mya arenaria, 11424 nucleotides. RefSeq names its product sushi, von Willebrand factor type A, EGF and pentraxin domain-containing protein 1-like. Lineage: Eukaryota; Metazoa; Mollusca; Bivalvia; Myida; Myidae. Bases 186 to 11153 code for a protein of 3655 amino acids. Gene Ontology annotation, molecular function: calcium ion binding. The record is from RefSeq and is a predicted model, not a curated record. The transcript is spliced from 39 exons.
UUGGUUGAAGAGUACUGCUCAAAUGUUUACCUUACUUGUUUAUUCCAUGUUAUAUUGCGUUAUCUUACUUUGUUCUGUAAGAGUAUUUUUCUGAUGUUAUUAUCAAAGAAGUAGAUGGAUUGUAACACAAUUGUUACAGCAACUAUUCAAGUGGAUGUUGGAAUUUCAUAUUAAGUGUUGAGAUAAUGUAUCUUUUAAGAGGACUUGUUCUGAGUGUGCUGAUUGGACACUGUUUUACAGUGUUCAAAUUCAGUUUUGGAGAUAAUGACGACGACGACGACGAGGACGACGAUGGGCCUGUGAUAUUUAAUUAUAACCAGUUUUUGAAGAAACCACAUUCCGUGCGUGUUGAUUCGAAAUCUAAAGUAGAAACGUUAGGCCGCGUUUUCAAAGGUCAUAUUCAGGACCUGAAGGAUGGAUCGGGAGGGGCUCUGGACCUCCUUUUCCUGGUGGACAGCUCCACCAGUGUCGGCAAAAAUAACUUCGUUGAGGAGGUCAAAUUUGUCAAGAAACUGUUGUCUGAUUUUACCGUGGACGUGAAUGAUACACGCGUAUCCGUGAUCACUUUCUCGUCACGAGAGCGCGUCAUACGUCACAUUGACUACUUGGACGACGCGGAGAACUUCCGGCACAAAUGCUCCCUCGUUGACGAUCUUAAGAGGAUCGAUUACAGCGGAGGCGGCACGUACACAAGAGGGGCUUUGUUGGAGGCACAGAAAGUGCUCCGCAACGCCCGACCGGAAGCUAGUAAGGCAAUCUUCCUGCUGACAGACGGUUUCUCCAACGGCGGCGACCCUCGUGGAGAAGCGCGGCAGCUGCGCGCGAGCGGCGUGAAGAUUUUUACGUUUGGCAUCCAGAACGGAAACGUCUUCGAGCUGUACGACAUGGCAUCCACGCCGAAGAACGAGUCCACGUACAUCUUAGAUAGCUUUGAGGAGUUUGAGUCGCUCGCCAACAGGGCGCUGCAUGAAGAUCUGAGCAGUGGGAAGUAUGUUGACCAGCCGGUCCGGAAGUGUAACCGACUGUGUGUGGGUCGGGACUGCUGUGACUCGAUUGCCACGUGCAAGUGUGGCACCCACACCGGCAAAUACGAGUGUCUUUGUCCGCGUGGUUACUAUGGGAACGGGCUACGGGGAGGAUGCCAUGCCUGUCCCACGGGCACGUACAAAUCUCAUGACCGUCCUGGUGACGUACGCACAUGUGUCAAAUGCCCGGAUGAAAACCACGUGACGGUACCGGGCGCCACGUCCAUGGAACAGUGUGUAUGCCGGAAGGGCUAUCGAAACUUCGUUGAUGGAUGUGCAGUUCUGAAGUGCCCAACCCUGUACGUACCUAAGAAUGGCUAUUUCGUGAACGACAAGUGUAAGAGCGUGUUUAACGCGGCGUGCGGACUGCGGUGUAAGCCGGGCUACGAAUUACGGGGCUCCAGUCUCCGCAUCUGCCGGGAGGAUGGGUCAUGGUCCGGGACGGAGACGAAAUGCAUCAUGAAGACGUGUCCGGCGCUCAUGAAACCUAAGAACGGGAACAUGAUCUGCACGACGGACGAUUUCAGCUUCAACACAGUCUGCCGCUUCACGUGCGACACCGGAUAUAAGCUAGUCGGCUCGAGAAAACGAACUUGCCUUGCUAUCGCGUACUGGACGGGAAUUAACACGAGGUGUAGAGAGAUCACUUGUCGCCCUUUACCGGUGGUCCGUGACGGCAGCGUAUAUCCGCCAGCGUGCGUGGCUGGUGACGUCACGUUCGGUACCACGUGCUCUGUCACGUGUCACCAUGGAUACAGCCUCGUGGGGCCAUAUGGCCGACAGUGUCUGCCAGAAGGCAUGUGGACGCCCGCAACCGAGGUCAGCCAGUGCGUUGACACGUCACCACCAUUCAUCACGUGUCCAUACAAUAUUGAGGCUGACACAGACGUGAACGAGAACACUGCUACUGUCUCCUGGCAGGUGCCGCUAACAGUAGACAACUCCGGCUGCGUGCCCCUGUUAUCUUCCAUACCUGCAGUGAUGCCGCCAGAAAAGUUUUCCGUCGGCACGACUAAGGUCACGUACAUUGCAGAGGACCUGAACAAUAACAAGGCCGAUUGCCACUUCUACAUUGUGGUCAAAGACCACCAGAAGCCGACAAUAGACCGUUGUUUUUCUCCCUUACCGAUUGUCUCCCCUGAUGAGUACGGCGUCGUCAGCUGGGAAGAGCCGCUCUUCAGUGACAACUCGGGCGAGGAGGUUCGUAUCCGGCGCUCCCAUGCGCCUGGGCUGUUUCCUCAGGGCGUUACAGAGGUCGUCUACACGGCGUACGACUCCAGCGGAAAUAGCAACAACUGCACUCUCAAGAUAAACGUUAUUCCCCAUCCGUGCGAGUACCCGCCCGUACCCCUGAACGGGAACCGCACGUGUUACGAGGACAGUCAGGGUGUGAUCUGCUCAUUCACGUGCAGGCCCAGCUACGGUUUCGCCGUGCAGCCCGCCCGCCAGUACACAUGUGCCUUUGAUAACAUCUGGGAGCCGAAAGACAUGAUGCCCAUCUCGGACUGCUCCGCUCUUGAAUUGGCCAACGAGCUCAUUCAACCUGCAUCGUUCACGUUCGCGGGGCUCGUGGCAUGUCAGGAGAGGGUUGAGCUCGCCCGGCUAGAGAAGGACUUUGAGAGAAAGAUCACCAAACGGGUCCGUGAGUUAUGUGAGGAGGGGGUGGACUGCAGCGUUCGGGAUAUGGAAACCACCUGCCGCCAAAACACAGAGGACGGGGUGUUUAUUGUCCUCGGUCGGGACAAGCGGUCGAUGACGGACCAGAGCCGACAGAGACGUGAGGCGACGGAACCGGAAAUAGCAGCGUACGAGACAAAGGACGCCAUAGUGACCUUCAACUAUGUGCUGACUGGCAAGGUGAAGGACAACACGGCGGCCCCAGGCACUGAGGUGACGCGGCUCCAAGAGCAGCUUGUGACGGUGUUCGACAAUAUAAAGAAGACUCUGGAAAAGGAUGCCAAGAGGGGCGACCUUCAUCUAGAGGUAGACGGCCGCCAGCUCGCGCUCCACGACUUCCAGUUGGAAGGCACGGCGGAGUUUACGUGUAAGGAAGGAAGCGUCAGGCGGGAGAAGUCAUGUGCGAAGUGUCCGGUGGGAACGUUUUUCAACAUCGUCAAGCGGGAGUGCGAGAGUUGCCUUCGAGGCACGUUCCAACCCGAGGUUGGUCAAAUCUCGUGCUUCUACUGUCCCGCGAACAGCUCGACCACGGAGGUACACGCCACGAGCCAACACAACUGCACAUCUCUAUGUUUGCCCGGAACGUUCUCUAACAAUACCGUAGAGCCAUGCGAGACCUGUCACCGGGGCUACUACCAGGACACGUACGGACAGACAGACUGCAUCAGUUGCCCCAAACGGCACACCACGCUUCGCAGGGGCGUCAUGGAUCUCGCUGAAUGUAAAGAAAAAUGCCCGGCGGGUUAUCUGUCGCGGACGGGCGUGUCACCGUGCUGGCCGUGUCCCCGGGGGUCGUACCAGCCACGGGUUGGUAGGGUAUCAUGUCUCCAGUGCCCCAGGGGUACCGACACAUCCGACACGGGGGCUACGGACCUCGCACAGUGCCACAUGGAGCUGUCCGACUACCCUCAGGACGUCGCGCCGGCGCUCAUGUCUGAUGGUCAACAAGAAGAGAUAGACUUCAAUGUGUGCAUUUCCCAGCCAUGUUUGAACGGUGCCACGUGUAAAGCCGGCCUCUUCGGUGCCACUUUUGAGUGUGACUGUGCCCCAGGAUUCUCAGGCGUGUUUUGUGACCAGGAAACGGAUGAGUGCUCGGCGGCUCCGUGUCUUAACGGAGGCACGUGCCAGGACGAAAAGGGCGACUAUAAGUGUCUCUGUGCCCCGGGUUAUACUGGUAAAAAGUGUGAGAAGGACAUAGAUGACUGCUCGGGAGUGGAGUGUAUGAACGGAGGCACGUGCGUUGACCAGGUGAACGGCUUCCGGUGCAGCUGUCCACACGGUUACACAGGCGCUGUUUGCGAGAUGGACAUCGAUGAUUGCGUGUCGGAUCCGUGUUCCAACGGUGGCACGUGCGUGGACGGACCGGGUGGGUACACGUGCACGUGUCGGAGCGGCCUGCGCGGGGAGCAGUGUGAGAUUGAUGACGAUAACUGCGCUAGUGGACCCUGCCAGAACGAGGCCACGUGUGUGGACCAAGUUGACUCGUACAUUUGCGAGUGUCCGGCCGGGUACGAGGGCGUGAACUGUGAGAAGGACGUGGACGAUUGCGCAAACUCUCCGUGCACGCCACCUGCCACGUGCAGGGACCUCGUGGCCGACUACAGCUGCGAGUGUCCCACGGGCAUGGGCGGCAGAAACUGUGAUCAGGUAAUCGAUGUGCACUUCCAGCUGGACUUCCCGUCGACGGCGAGCACGACGGAAUACGCCAUGUUGGAUCUGAAACCUGACCUCACUUCCGCUACGGCGUGCUUCUGGAUGCGCUCCGACGAUACUACCAACCAGGGGACGGCGUUCUCGUACGCCAACGAGGAUGGGGACAAUAUCUUCACACUCACGAACUACGAUGGCUGGGUGUUGUACGUCAACAGCGAAAACCGGACGACGCGGGCGAAGUCAAAUGACGGGCAAUGGCACCAUGUGUGCGUCCUCUGGUCCUCAAACCGGGGCUCGUGGCGGCUGUACGUGGACGGCCUCCCUAGCGACAGCGGUCGGCGUCUCGCCAGUGGACAGACUAUAAAAGGCGGUGGAGUGUUCGUGAUCGGCCAAGAGCAAGACUCCUUGGGCGGUGACUUCAACAGUGCAGAGACGUUCAUAGGACAGUUAUCGCAGCUGAAUGUGUGGAGUCGAGAGUUGUCUCUCACUGACAUUGAAAAUCUUAGGACAAGUUGUGAAAAGGUGAUGGGUGACGUAAUUUCCUGGACAGACACUUCCGGUCACGUGUAUGGAAUGGUCUCAGAGACGCCGAUAGAGUUCUGUAAAGAGUGUCCUAAACCAAAGUCGAUUGACUACGGCAAUGAGCCCCUGUGGACGGGCCUCACUGCGGGGUCACAGGUUAGCUACAGCUGUCUGAUUGGCUUCACACUGGCGGGAAAGUCACGCUCCAUCUGUCUCGUUACGGGCGAAUGGGAAGAUCAAGCCCCACAAUGCGCACGGAUUCAAUGUGGGCAUCCUGGUUUCGUUAAAAACGGUUAUAUCGAGGGUACGGACUAUACGUUCGAUAACAGGGUGCGGUAUGUAUGCGAGCGAGCCUUCGUCCUGGUGGGACCGGAGACCAGAUAUUGUGGACAGUUUGGCUUUUGGGAGGGUGAUGUACCCCGCUGUGAAGAAAUCAAAUGUGUUAUACCGGCAUCCCUCCUGUCGGCAAACACGCGGAUCAAAGACGCAACACCUGACAACAAGUAUUUACCGCGAACAGAAGUCUUCUUUGAAUGUGCUCCCGGAAAUAAGUUAUAUACUGACCAUAGCUCUGUUUUUUGCCAGACUGAUGGUACAUGGGACAUAAGCAUCCCAACUUGCGACCCGAAAAAGUGUGGCAAGCCUCCAACAAUUGACAAUGGAAUAGUUGAACUUCAGGAUAAAUCAGAGUUUGCAGUGGGCAGUUUUUUGCAGUAUCAAUGCGAUUUUGGACAUCGGUUUGUCAAGGAUGAACCAAACACAAAUGGUGUAGUGAGUUGCCAAGCCAGCGGUGCCUGGGGCGACUCUCUUCCUCGAUGUGAGGUUACUACCUGUUCAAUUCCUUCCAACAUUCUGAAUGGAAACUUCACCUACGACGCGCUGACGUGGCUAAGUCAAGUUACGUAUACGUGUCAUCUGGGAUAUGAACCGAGUCAUCAAGAGAUAAUAGAAUGUUUCGAGGAUGGGGAAUGGAGUAAAGAUCCCCCGGUUUGCGAACCAGUCAGAUGUAAAAGGCCAGAUGAUAUAUUGCACGGAAAUAUCAUUAUUCCUGAAAAUGAAGUGUUCACGUAUGGAGUAGAAAUAAAAUACGUAUGUAGUCUUGGGUAUAGACUGGUUGGACCUGAAGCUAGAUCGUGCUCACAUAACACUUCAUGGAGUGGUGAGGAACCGGUCUGCAAACCAAUUUCCUGCGGGAAACCAGACGAUAUAGACUUUGGUCAAAUAAUUGGCCGCGAUUAUACACUGAAUAAUAUAAUUCGAUAUGUCUGUAGUGAGGGUUAUGAACCAAUCGGAGCUGAAGAAAGAGUGUGCAGAGAAACUGGUAAAUGGCAAAAUGAUCCACCAGUGUGCAACAAAAUACAUUGCAGCAUUCCGCCAGUUGUGACUAACGGUUUCUACUCCGAGACCUCGUUUUUCUUCCAAGAGACGGUUACUUAUCAGUGCGACAAAGGUUUCCAGCUAGAAGGGCAAGAAACAUUAACAUGUUUGUCAAACAAACAGUGGUCUCAUCCAGCCCCGGUUUGUGAGGAAAUUAAGUGUCCAAGUCCACCGAGAGUUGAGAAUGCGGUCUACAAUAACGCUGAAAAUCUAGAACUGUUCAGUAUUGGGUAUAGAGUGCGCUACCUUUGUGACAGUGGAUAUGAAAUUUCUCUCAAUAGUCUAAACCCCAUAGGUGAAAUAGAAUGUUUAAACACUGGUUUUUGGGAAGCGAAUCUUCCGGAAUGUAUUAAGAGGUCUUGUGAACAGCCACCGACAAUAGAUAACGCUAUUCCAGCAUUUGAGUCAGUAACAUACUUAAGUGUUGUUACUUAUAAUUGUGGGGAAGGGUAUGAAAUUAUGGGCAAUGAUACGAUAAGAUGUGAUGCUAGCGGUAGUUGGUCUGAGCCGACCCCAGAAUGCCGGGCCAUGGAGUGUACCGUUUCAGAGCUUUUCCGAAAUGGGAGAGCAGACUUUAAAGACUUGAAACUUGGCUCAGUGAUACGCUACAUGUGCAACGAAGGCUAUGAACUGAAAGGUCUUGAGGUAAGGCGGUGUAUGUCCAAUUUGUCCUGGUCAGGUGCCGAACCGGAAUGCAUACCCGUUGAUUGUGGAAAUCCCGAGUUGAUUGAAAAUGGUGAAACUCUCUUUGAAAGCACGGUUUUCCAAUCUUCUGUGACUUACAGAUGUAACAAGGGAUAUAAUUUAGUAGGCCAGAGUACAGUUCUCUGCAAUGCUAACAAAAAAUGGAGUGAAGCAAUGCCGACCUGCGAUAUCGUUCAUUGCGAUCGACCUUCAAGAAUAAUAUCAAAUGGGAGAAUGAUUGGGGACGAUUUUUCUUACGGAGCAACAAUUUCUUAUGAUUGCGAUGUUGGGUAUUAUAUAGACGGUGUUUCAAAUGAAAGAAUUUGCCAAGAAAAUGGACAAUGGGACAGGACGAUUAUCGUUUGUGCGGCAGUGGAAUGCCCAAGAUUAUCCAUAAGAAACGGACAAACAUCAGGGUUCCAGACUGGAUACGGAACUACACUAACCAUAUCUUGUAAAAACGGUUACCGACUGGUAGGACCAGCCACAAGAACUUGCAAUAAAGAUGGUACCUGGGGUAGCGGACAAACGGAAUGUGCCAAGUACAGAUGUCCUCGGUUUGAUCCCCCUAUCAAUGGUGAAGUCCUUGUUGAAGCAAAUAGCCACGCUAUGUUUGUCUGUCUGGAGGGCUACUCUCUGAACGGUGUGAAUGAGUCGACUUGCCAGGAUAAUGAUACAUGGUCAUCUCAAGCUCCAACGUGUGACCCAGUUGAAUGCCCAGACGUCACAAUUGCGCCUUUUUCAAACGGACGGAUGAUUUACGAAAGUUUGACUUAUACCUCAGUUAUACAAUUUGAGUGUGACAGGGGUUACUUUUUGGCAGGUAGGAGGGACAUUGAAUGUUAUAAAGAUGGAACAUGGAGUGCAAACAUUCCGAGAUGCGAAAUAAGCACUUGUUACCCGCCAUAUGUCGCACCACAUAGUCGGUUUAUUGGCGACGAUUUGACGUACAAUGCAACUAUAGAGUUUUUCUGUGAGGAUGGCUUUAAACUGAAUGGUCAGAUUGUUCGCACUUGCCAGGACAAUGGUCUAUGGUCAGGGGUGGCACCGACCUGUGAGCUGAUUAUUUGUCCUACCCCACAGACCGGUAAUGUCAUCAUUGUAGGUACGAGCUACUCUUACGGUGACGUACUAGAGUAUCGGUGUAAUGCAGGUUAUGCGAUCCAAGGACCAAUGUUCAGAAACUGUACAAGCUCUGGGCAGUGGUCUGGUGACGAGCCAAAGUGUGUUCGUAGCGAGUGUUCGACGAUUGAAACUUUUGAAAACGGUGGUUUCUCUGUUGAUAAAUAUUCUCCUGGUGGGCGUGUCACGUUCUUCUGUGAUGAAGGCUACAGGCUUGAUGGUCUUGCCUUUAAAUUGUGCUUGAAACAAAAUCUUGAAUGGUCUAACCCCAACCCAGUGUGCCGCAAAGUUCAAUGUAAAAACAUCCCUUCUGUGCCUAACAGUGCACCAAUCACUCGUGACUAUUUCUUUUUGGAUGAAAUUGAAUACACUUGCCUUGAUGGUUUCAGCAUACUUGGACGAAAUCGGCCGGUUUGUACUUCAAAUGGUCAGUUUGGUCGGAAUGAUAUUUCGUGCAACAAAAUUUCGUGCAAACAACUGGAACUACCAGAAAAUGCGCUGUACACCCUGUCUAAUGGCCAGGAAGAAGGGCAGUUUGAUGAGUCAGCACAAUUAAGUUGCGCCGAAGGAUAUUUUGGACGGGGAGUGAACGUCCAACGCUGUCAAGCGGAUGGGUCUUGGACGCAAACUGAUUUUGAGUGCGUGAUCGUCGAGUGCCCAGAGUUUGGGGAAGUACACAAUGGUAGGAUCACAUCGAACGGACAGACCUUUGGAAGUGUAGUUGACAUUCAGUGCGAUGAAGGAUACCAUCUCGUUGGAAAAUCAUCCCGUAAAUGUGAGGCAGACGGUAACUGGGGGGACGAAUACCAACCAUUUUGCGAAGAGAGACAAUGUGAAGAGCCUCCUCCGAUUAGCAAUGGGAUCGUUUUGGCUCAGUCAAGAUCAGUCGGUUCAGAGGCUGUGUUCACGUGUAAUGAAGGUUAUCGACUGCACGGUACAGAAAGAAGGGUUUGCAGAGAGGGUGGGAUCUGGGAGGGAACAGAUCCUUACUGUCGUUUGAUUUUCUGCGAAGCCCCUCCGUAUGUUGAAAAUGCUAAGGAAUUCGAUUCACUGCCACAGUAUUUAUACAAUUCUGAGGCGAGGUAUGUUUGUGAUACUGGAUAUAAAAUCGCAUCCGGAGACAAGGUGAUGCAAUGUUCCACUGAUGGUUCCUGGAGGGGAACGGUCCCUACUUGUUCUCUUGUGCAGUGUGGUGAACCGAACACCAUCGACAAUGGUCGAGCUAUUGUAGCGUCACAUGAUUAUCUAAGCGAAGCACAGUACUUGUGCUUCCCAGGGUAUAGACUUAAGGGAUCAAGAAAUGUGGUUUGUGAUGAGAAGGAACAAUGGAAGGGAAACAUACCUGCAUGUGUUCCCAUUGAUUGUAGAAACCCGCCACUAGUUGCAAAUUCCAUCAUAACUGAUUCAGGCGACCAUACAUACAACAAUGAAGUUUCUUACAACUGCGAAGUAGGAUUCAGACUUCUAGGAGAAAGAGUUCAUAAAUGCUUAGAGACUGGAGUAUGGUCGGGAAUUGCGCCGAUUUGUGAACCAAUAUCUUGUGGAACGCCGCCGAAAAUCGACAAUGCUAUCUACACCGGAAACAGUCAUCGCUAUCUUGACAAAGUGACUUACUUAUGUUUCGACGGCUAUAAAAUAAAGGGAAACGCAGAGUUGCAAUGCGCGUAUGAUGGUUCUUGGACAGGGGAACGUCCGGAGUGUAUUCUGUUGCAAUGCAGUCCUCCGCCAGUCUUCGACCACGUGACUACGUCUAUGACGCAUGAUGGAAAUAUUGGAAGUAUUGCUACCUUUGUGUGUAACGACGGUUACCGAUUGAUAGGAAGCGCUACAGCCACUUGUAUGGAAGACCAAAGAUGGCAUUACGAGGCUUCAGCACCGUUUUGCGUACCAAUUGAUUGUGGACUUCCGUCACAGAUUUCAAAUGGAAAAUCUGUUUAUACAAGGACAACAUUUGGUUCGUCAGUGGUAUUUAAAUGUAAUCGAGGAUUCUAUAUGGCGACAGAGGGAGAACUGAGAUGUGGCGCAACUGGACAGUGGGCGGGAGUAGCCGCCGUGUGUGCACCCGUGAAUUGCGGACAACCGGGGCUUGGAGACCAUAUACAAGUUAAUGGAAUAAGCUGGACGUUCGGUGGCGUAGUGGAGUUUGAGUGCGACGCCGGGUAUGCAAUGAAGGGAGAAAGUCGUGCAGUGUGUACAGAGUCGGGCCAGUGGAGCAACCCGACGCCGGAGUGUCAACGCAUACAGUGCAGAGAGCUAGUAAUACACGAGAACGGAAUCACCCUCAGCGGGAACAUGAACUCGCACAACCAUUAUGGGGACAGGAUCGUGCUCGGGUGUGCAGACGGGUUCAGGAUGGUGGGAGAUGCAGGGCUCGAGUGCAUGGAGAAUGGUCAAUGGAGCUCGCAGCUUCCCAAGUGUCUACCUGUGCCGACCGGCCUGACGUGCCCGCCAGCCGUGGAUAUUGAGCAUUCGCUGCCAGUGUUGGUGGGAGUACCGUUUGGCGGUCGGGCAACAGUGGAGUGUGAGGAAGGGUACCGGCCCUCCGUAGCCAACUUGACAGUCGUAUGCGGACAGUACAACCAGUGGUCAACGCCAAGUGGUAGCUGCACAAAGGUCGUAUGCGGCAAACCUAGACUGCGAGAUUUUGUGAACGUCGUGCGCAUCACAGGGGCGUCAUAUACGUACGGUGACGUUAUUACAUACCAUUGUCGCGCGGGCGUUCAGCCUGCGCGCUACCCUCCGUCCAUCACGUGCCUCGCGGAUGGGACGUGGGAUGGGGAUAUUGCAUGUGGAGUUUCGUGUAAGCGGUCUUGCCAACACGGAGGGAUCUGUCUGGGGUUAAACCGAUGCAAGUGUCCCACGGGUUAUGUGGGAGAAAUAUGCGAACACGCCAUAUGCAUCCUGCCAUGUCUUCACGGCGGUAGGUGUACGGCCCCCUAUAUGUGCUCAUGUCCACGUGGCUAUGAAGGGGUCCGUUGCCAGAAUGCGGUGUGUGACCGGCCCUGUGCACAUGGUGGAAAAUGUCUGCUGCCAAACCGGUGCAAGUGCCAACACGGAUUCGCCGGUGCCUUCUGUGAAAGAAGACGUGCAUAAGACAUUACCGUGAAAUGUAGAACUGGUUUAUAUGCAUUAUAUAGAUCGAUUGCUGGCUUGUUCUAGUUUACCAGCAGAAAAUAUAUUUUUUAUCCAUGCGAUGGAUUUUCCACGCGACGAAACCGAUGAGUUGAUAAACACGACAUUUUUAUUUUCAAAUCAUAUAUGAACGGGUGUAUAUUCAUGUACAUGUACCAACGUUUGUUUAAACUGUGUGUAUGCUAUUAAGUAACAGUAUAUAUAGAUCAUGGUAAAUAAACAACAAAAUGUA